Bipolaris sorokiniana ND90Pr is the source of this 2347-nucleotide messenger RNA. RefSeq lists its product as uncharacterized. The coding region runs from base 471 to 1991 and encodes 506 amino acids. Lineage: Eukaryota; Fungi; Ascomycota; Dothideomycetes; Pleosporales; Pleosporaceae. The record is from RefSeq and is a predicted model, not a curated record. The transcript has a single exon.
CUCGCAAACAUUAUUUAUGAUGCCAACAAUUCUUCUAGCCUCAUUUUCAUUUUCUUCCGAUAUUACUUGCUUCAACUAGUCAAACAUAACUAUCGUUCUGAGAGCACGCAAUGGCAGACCCUCUCAGCAUCGCGGGGUCUGUAGUUGGUAUCACUACAGCUGGUGUACAAGCCUCCGUGAAGCUAUACGCCCUCGCGGAAAAAGUUGCGACAGCUAGCCAAAUGAUCACAAACAUCGCGGACGAUAUCAGCAGCACAUGCGCGAUCUUCAACCAAGUGCGCGAACUGAUCAUACCUCAGCCUGAUGCGCAAGGCGUUCUCAAGUCGGUUUUCAACUCCAUCGCUCUAAAAGACAUUUCGGAUGCCCUUUAACGUUGCAGGCUAGUCUUUACGGAGAUUAGAAACCUGCUGAGUCGUGCAUUUGAACAAGUGGGGAAGCGCCCUGCUUUGCACUCAAAAAUUGAGCUAUCCAUGUUUGAAAAGGCAAAAUGGCCAUUCUUGCAACCCCAAUUCGAUGAUCUUCGCAGCAACCUCCGAGAUGCAAAAGGCAAUCUUGUUCUUAUGAUAGCUGUGGCUACCCUUGCCCUUGCGCAAAGGGAUGGUCGUCAGCGACCGAUCCACGAAACGGAGAGACUGGAACUUGGGUCUACUAUUGUACAGCUGGAACAAGCGCGUAGAAUCAAACCACAUGAACCGACGGUACAUAAAGUCUCCAAACAGCCUCGAGGCACGACUAUUUCGUCUGAGGAGAAUGCGUUAGAAUCUCAGAGUACGAAUUUAAUGGAAGCAUCCCCGCCCAGCCCACAACAGAACAUCGACCCUGCCUUAGUUUCCAGCAGCAGAAAACAUGGAGUCUCUUCGAUCACUAAAGAUGUUAUUCUGGCACGUUUGCCUUUGAAACCUCCUGGUAACGCGCGAUUGCGGGACCAAGGGAUCCUUGACAGGUCGAGCCCGGCUGCCGAAGUAGAGGCAAAUACCCUGCCCAAGUUACUCCCAGAUAUGAGAUCUAUUACAUGUCCUGGUUCGGAUUUGCUCCAUGCGCAGCAUUCUUCCGAACGGCCUUUUCUUCAAAAGUCUAUGGCUUCAAUGCCAGUUUCCAAGUCGGCUGGAAUCAUCCAAAUUCCUAAGAAUCGACCACAAGAGAAAACCGCGUCGAAGAAUCUUACCCUCACAUCUUCAAUGUCAAGUACCAGCGAUAAAACAAGCUACUAUCAAGGAUGGUCUACCAACUAUCUCCAAGGGCUCACAACUGGAAACGGAGAUUCUAUUACUUUGAAUAAGAUGAAGCUCCCAGAACGGUCCCUCCAGAAACUGGUCAAGACAUACUUUGACGAGGGUCACGAUCCACACAUCGGGAUGCUCGAGCUCACCAAAGAGCAGCAGGAUAUCAUCAAACGGAACUGCUUGGAUCAAUCUGAUGCUGAGAUAGUGUAUGUCCAUGUGCAACACAACAUCACCAUCUCCAGCGUAUUUGGCAUACUAAACAUUGAAACGCUGAAUUGGAUAGUUGAUAUCAAGGGAUCUCCUCAGCCCACUAGUCCGGUUGUCCAAAAUAGAAUGACAUACAUUCCACGCCCUCCUACCUCUAUCCGCCGUACGAGCGACAUGAAAACCCUAUUCAUGAAACUUGUAGGUGCAAGACGAAAGAGUGUUAGGCGUUACCCACCACCACCGGAUAAUGAUGAAACUCGAAGAUUCCCAGAAAUCCCUAGCGAAGGUUUUCCCAACUAUGAUCUUCAAAGGACCAGCAAUCUUUAUGAAUUGAUUGAACCAGGUAGACACAAAAUUCAUAGGCCAAGCAUCAAAUAUGUGCCUCAAAGAGCAGAGGAAAACGACACCAAAUCUUCACAGAAGCUCCUUGAACGUCGUGACACACUUGAGGUACCAAAGUUUGUACACAUGAGAAGGAAAUUUAUUCCGACCCUACCACCUGCUGAGGAGAACGGGGAAGACAUUGUGAGGGAGCUUCUAGCCCGAUGGAUAGUCUCAUAACCUAUCUUUUCUUCUUCUCCUACUUUUUUAUAAUCUCUGUGCUUCCUUAUGCCCUUCUCUUUUCCACAAGAGUUCUGCCCUUCAUAUGCCGAAUGAUUGCAGUUACGCUAUUUCUGCCUUAUUCCUAACCUCUUGGCGAUCUAUAGAUUUAAUAAUUCAAGCGGCUCCUAUCGAAUUUUGUCUAUCUGUAGCUUCGUAUUUUUAGAGUAGAACUGGCUAGCUGUUGGUUUUCUUAUUGUUUUUUGAGAUGUUCAAUCUGAUACGCUAUACAGCAAACAGAUAGAAACAAGUCAAGUCAUUCAUUUUCUAAAUUGUUCAAAAAGCAUUGUGAGAGCAACUUAACGUAUAAGGUGGAC